Messenger RNA from Cetraspora pellucida, 954 nucleotides. The record is from the annotation of a GenBank genome assembly. NCBI's taxonomy places the organism in Eukaryota, Fungi, Glomeromycota, Glomeromycetes, Diversisporales, Gigasporaceae.
AUGGGUGGCAAAGAGAACGAAAAAGAAGAGUUCUCGCCCGAAAUCAAUUUACUUGAUCCAAACAAGCCAUAUUUCUACUCUGAAGACGAACAAAUUACCGGUGUUUCAGUAAAACCACCUUAUCCUCCUGAGAUAAAAGCUGGUGAUUUAGUCAGGGAUUUGUUAUCAAAGUAUGAAACGAAAUCACCCAAGAUGUUGAAUGAAUUUUUUAUUUAUCGAAAGGCGUUUGUUCAAGCAUUUAAAAAACAAAAACUUAAGCCAAAGAUGACUCAAGUUUCUUCAUUGGCGUCUACAUCCUGGCAUAGUGAAUCAACAGAUGUAAAAAAUGCAUAUAGAAAAAUUGCUCGUGAAGCCGAGCAAUUAUAUAUUAAUGAAAGGAAAAAAAGACAGCAGUCAAAAACAACCGAUAAAAUGCAAACAUCAGAUUCUGAAGUAACGUCUACCCCAAUUUCAUCCGGAUCAAAUUACCCAGUCGUUUCUAAUCCUUCACAUAGAACAGUUGUCAGUGUUCAACCUGGAUCAUUCAUCAGCAUUAAAUCGCCCACUCAUACGAACCUACAAUUUUUAGACACUAACGCAUCAUCGGCUUUCAAUGGUUCUUAUGAACAAACUUGCCCUACUUCAUUCGAAGAUGCAACUGAUUAUUAUUCAGAGCUCACAACAGAGCCAAUGUAUACACAAGAUCAACAACCUAUAAUGCAUCAUGGAACUUCAAUUCAAACUACCAACGCAAAUUUUAACUUGCGAUAUCAAUCGAUAUAUUCAGGGAAUCCCUUACCAACUGAAGGUUAUUACACUUUUAAUACAAAGAAUACUUCGUAUAAUUCUAAUACAUCUGGGACACAAUAUCCAUACUCUCAAACAUCUACCCAGUCUUUAAGUUCGCAUAAUAUGUUAGAUUAUAGUAACGGAGGUGGACCUCUCGGGCGGCCGCCUGUUAAUGAAAACAAAUAG